Messenger RNA from Batrachochytrium dendrobatidis JAM81, 495 nucleotides. RefSeq lists its product as uncharacterized. The coding region runs from base 1 to 495 and encodes 164 amino acids. Lineage: Eukaryota; Fungi; Chytridiomycota; Chytridiomycetes; Rhizophydiales. Gene Ontology annotation, cellular component: dynein complex. Gene Ontology annotation, molecular function: minus-end-directed microtubule motor activity; dynein light intermediate chain binding; dynein intermediate chain binding. Gene Ontology annotation, biological process: microtubule-based movement. The record is from RefSeq and is a predicted model, not a curated record. The transcript is spliced from 2 exons.
AUGGAUACAGCAAUUGUUUAUAAAGAAAAAGUCGAAGAUUUAGAUAUAGAGGUGAUUAUGAUGUCAGGAAAACAGACUGCACCUGCAGAGCGAGGCUGUUAUGUGUCUGGAUUACAUCUUUUUGGUGCUUCAUUUGAUUUUCACAAAAAUGUAUUGUGUAAAAAUCAACCCUCAAAACUCGAGACUGCGUUGCCAUGUGUAUGGCUUCAACCUGUAUCAAAAAUUGCACCCAUAAAACCAGGAAAAUCACCCAACCUCGAAGUUCCGAGGCCGAAAAUGGCUAUGCUACGCACGCGCCAACGAAUAGGUUGUCCAGUAUACAUCUAUCAUUCCAAAAAUACACUUGAAAACAAAGAUCUUGAUGAUUGUUCCAAGUCGGCCAAUACUGGAACGCCCAGUCCUGAAGAUCUAUACUUGUUUUAUGCCGAGUUUUCUACCGAAGUUCCAGUGAAAUUUUGGAUUGAAAAAAAUAUCUCGAUAGUAUGCGAAGUUUAG